Strongyloides ratti is the source of this 1527-nucleotide messenger RNA. RefSeq lists its product as hypothetical. The transcript has 5 exons. Lineage: Eukaryota; Metazoa; Nematoda; Chromadorea; Rhabditida; Strongyloididae. The coding region runs from base 1 to 1527 and encodes 508 amino acids. The record is from RefSeq and is a predicted model, not a curated record.
AUGGAAUCAUCUGGUGAUGUACCAAUUAUUGCAAGAUUAGCAUUUGAUGCUGAAGAUAAACUACCUGAAGAUUAUUAUACUAUUUUAAAAAAUGAAGAAAUUAAAGAAAAAGCAAAAAAUUUUAAAAAAAUUGAACCAAAUGAAUGGAUUAAAGCAAAAGAAUUUAUUCCAUCAUCAAAUGAAACAACCUCAAAAACUCAUGAUUAUUUGGUACAAACAUUUUUUGAUAAUCAGGCAAUAAAUGAUAUGGCAUUUUCAUUUAACCAUGAAUAUACUCAAUAUCCAUAUAAUAUUCCCAAAUAUAAUGAUUAUAAUUAUCAAAAUAAAAAUUAUGGAUUUGUUAACAAUUAUCAUAAUCUACAUGGUCGUUCGUACCAUGAAAAUUUUUCAACAACAUCAUCACAAUCAACUGGAUCAACGAAUUCAACCAGAAAAAGAAAAAAAUAUAAUUAUAAAUAUAAAUAUAAAAAGAAUUUAUCAAUAAAAGCACAAUAUCAGAAGGCAAAUGAUGCGUUUAAUAAGAUUUGCUCACAAAAUUUUAACAAAGCUAAUCUUCCGAAAAAAUUAUCUAUUUCUCGUUCUCUUAAUUUUUUAUCUCAUUCCAGUCACAAUAAUAAUUCAAAAUUACAAAAUAAUAAUGAUUUUGCAAUUAAAGAGGGAACAAAAUUACUAUGUAAUUCAUGUCCAUCUUUAUCAUCAAAACAAUUAAUUUUAUGGGAUGAAGUAUUACAUACUAUGAAAUCAAUUCACGAUAAAACAUUAAAUAGGAAAAAAGAUGUUAAAACAGUUGUCAUUAGUUGUAAUAACAAUGAAAUAAUUGACGACAAAUAUAUUUCAAGUAAUAAUGAAAUAAAAAAUGACAAUGUCGAUGUGAAUACAAAUGAUGAUUUUAUAAAACAAAAUGCAAUAAAAUCAUCAACAUAUGAAAUGGUUGAUGUUAACACAUUUGAAUGCCUUGAUGAAGCGGCACACUUUAAUAGGAUAAGAUCAAAAGAUAUUCGACUUUUAGAAAAAGAGAUUAAUGGUUUAAAGAUGGAGUCAUCAUUCAAUGAAGAAACAAUGGUUGAUCGAAUAAAUAAUUUACCAUAUCAACAUCAAAAAAUGAAUAGUAAUCCCGCAUAUGGACAAAAAAGUUUACAAACAGAGUUAGAAGAAAUUGAAGAUUUACAAUUUAAACCUGUAAUAACUAAAUAUGGUUAUCCACAGUAUGAUAAUAAAUUUUUGAGUGUUCACAAUCAUAUGACAACAUAUGACAUUGAUAAUGGAUAUACAGGAACAAAAAUGAUUAAACCAAAUAUUUUUUACAAUAAUAAUAAUAAUAUACAAGUAGAUUAUAUUGAUGGUUGGGAAUAUGAUGAAACAACAUUUCAAAAUCCUGAUUAUAUUAAAAAACACAAUAUAAUUCAAUCUACCAUACCAACAUCACUCUGGAAUAGAAUGCAAUGGCUUUUUAGACAAAGACAUUCAAAUAUACAAAAAAUUACUCCAACUAUGGAACAUGAUAAUACAUGUUGUAUAAUAAUGUAA